AUGAAGAUCUCUCAAGUUCUCUUAGCCGCUUUUCUUUCCUCGGCAGCUUCUGCUGCGCCUGCAGCUGCCAGCAAAUCGAUGAUGGCCGAAGACACUCAAUGGACUAUCACCCAGAUGGUCCGCAACUGCAACAGUGAGGAUACCCAGUGCACCUGGAACUUCGGCAUCGAUGCCAAUGGCUCCAACACUGGUUGCACUCUUGUAGUCAAUGGUAACCCCGCCUCGCAAGGCAACGGCGGCCCUGUCACAUGCGGAAACUACACUGUGACAUCGGGCUGGAGCGGCCAGUUUGGUGCCGGCAACGGCUUCACCACUCUCUCUGUUGUCGACCAGAAUACUCGACAGAUUAUUUGGCCUGCCUACACCGACAACCAGCUUGCGAGCGGACAGCCGGUCUCUCCCGAUCAGAGCUACACUCCUUCCAAUCUUCCUUAG
Talaromyces amestolkiae is the source of this 435-nucleotide messenger RNA. RefSeq lists its product as uncharacterized. The transcript has a single exon. The record is from RefSeq and is a predicted model, not a curated record. Lineage: Eukaryota; Fungi; Ascomycota; Eurotiomycetes; Eurotiales; Trichocomaceae. The coding region runs from base 1 to 435 and encodes 144 amino acids.